Messenger RNA from Atta colombica, 2505 nucleotides. It is a transcript of the gene BBS9, whose product is annotated as protein PTHB1. The record is from RefSeq and is a predicted model, not a curated record. NCBI's taxonomy places the organism in Eukaryota, Metazoa, Arthropoda, Insecta, Hymenoptera, Formicidae. Bases 1 to 2505 code for a protein of 834 amino acids. The transcript is spliced from 12 exons. Gene Ontology annotation, cellular component: BBSome; membrane. Gene Ontology annotation, biological process: cilium assembly. Gene Ontology annotation, molecular function: protein binding.
AUGUCGUUGUUCAAGACAAAUGAAUGGUGGAGAACGCAAUGCGGAGUGAAUGAAUCUUUCGAUAAACACAGCUUGCUGAUCACGCCAUUGUUCGGCGCUGACCGAAAGGACAUCAUUGUCAUUGGCAGCCACAGCGGCUACCUCCGAAUAUAUAGCCCGUUCUCGCAAUGGAUAGAAGAGACCAAGUCGCCUAGCGGUUACAAGUCCUCGGACUUGAUCGUUGAGACACAAAUCAGCGACUGUAUCGUCGAUAUGAAGGCGGGCAAAUUCGUCUCAGGCUCAUCAGAUACUCGACUCGCGAUACUGACACCAAAAAAACUUGUCAUUUACAGCAUAAUUUUGAGUCAAGGUUCCGUUGAGCACGGGAACCAUUGCGACCUGGAAAUUGCUUACGAGCAUUUACUACCGCGAUUUCCGGCGUCCUUGACGACGGGACCGUUUGGUGGCGUGCGGGGUAGAGACUUCCUUUGCAUUCAGUGCCUGGAUGGCACGCUUCUCUUUUACGAGCAAGAGACUCCCACCUUCAGUCUGGUUCUCAGGAAUCGGUUGCUGCCAGAGCCGAUCGUCUACGUUUCGCGGAACGACAUCUUCGUAACGCCAAGCUCCUCAUGGAUCCUCGAAUGCUACAGGUAUAAGAGUAUGGCGGAAUUUGGCAGUAAGGAUCGCUCGGAAGAAUCAAAGAACUUAGAACCGGACUGGACUUACAAUAUCGGGGAAGCCGUUCUCGACAUCGAUGCCGUUAUUUUGAGCAGCUUCGAAGUCGGGAUUCUCAUACUCGGCGAGAAAAGUCUGUAUUGUUUGAAAGACAAUUGCGUCACUCUGAAAUACUCGAAAAGGCUCGAGUACAAGGCACUCUGUUUUCAACCUUUCGUGAUAGAACCGGAUGGCAAGUUGAUGGUGCUUGUAAUCGCUGACACGAACACCCUGAUGAUUUAUGAGGGCACGACUCUUAGAUGGUCAGCUCAGUUACCUUUUACUCCGGUUGCUGUAACUCGAGCGCAUUUUCAGCACUUAGAUGGAGUGAUCGUCAUUCUUUCCGAAGAGGGCCAGCUGGAGGCUUGUUACUUAGGCUCGGAACCGUCGUUAUUUAUCGCGCCUCCUCUGCAUCGACGCGGUUACGAUUACGUGGCCGCCGAAGAUGAGCUCAUAGAGCUGCGCAAAUUAGCGAAGAAAAAUAAGGCUUCCGGCAAUCAACUCAGUGAUGUCACCAUGGACGCUGAGCUGAUAAUAUCCGUGACCGUAUCUGCGGAUCUGGAACCCUGUCCACGCGGAAACCAGGACGACAGUAAGGACGACUCGGAGGAUCGUAAUUUAAUGUGCAGGAUCACCAUAGAAUUGUCCACGUACAUGACGCUUCGCGAUGUUCAAGUAUGCGUGGACGUCUCGAAGCCAUUCGUCGCCGACAAGGAUCGCCACGUUAUUACCAACCUUUGUGACAGGCACGUUCUGCGCGCAAUGAUUUACCCAACGAUGGAUUUACCGGCGAUAUCAUCGGACGUGAGAAUCACGGCGAGCUACGAGACUGCGGAUCAUGGGAGCCUACGCGUACUUCAGAAGACGACCCAAUUACCCCUGAAAAUGAUGCUGAGGGCCUGCCCACCCGAGAACACAUCCACCUUCACGGCGACCAUCAAAUGCAGCGAGUCCCUUGUGGCUUUUAGCCAACUGUUUCCCGAGUUUACAGGAGAAGUACAGAGGAAAAAUUGGAACGUACUUGGCUUGCAGCACUUGCAAACUGGCAGUGUGGUGACAAUCGUUUCCGGCGCUACCAGCAAUCGAUAUCGAGUGCAAUCAAAUGACGGACUUUCGAUGGCCUUGGUGGUACAGCAGCUGAUGAAUAGGCUCAAAGACAAGGCCACCGGAAACUUUACGACCGCCAUCGCGCAAAAUCACAUACAGCUAAUACAGUCUCAGAUGGAGGCACAUUAUCAUAGUCGUCAGAAGGUGGACAAAAUCGCGAGUGAGAUCAAGCUACUGUCGACCCAGUUGAGAAACAUCGAGAGGAGGAUGCUGCGUGCCGUGAGAGAGCGAAAUACUCGGUCUCUGGGCACGACCGGACUGCCGUUCCUCUUGGAGUCGACCUAUCGUGCGAUCUUCGCGCUUCUGGACGAUCUCGCGAUCGCACGAGUGGAACGGGAACGCGCCGGCCACGGUCUGCGGUGCGUCGUGAGGUUACUGCUCCUGUUGUUGAGGCUCAAUGUAAACGACGAUAAGUACGCGAUGCUCGAAGCCGCGAUCGGAUUCGAUCCGCAGCUGUGCGACGAACUCGACUGGGAAGAAAUCGCUGAUGUCAGCCUGAGCGCUUUUCUACGAUCCACUUCGAGAAAAUCCACGAGUCAUCUGGAUACGAAGCCCACGACGUUAACUAAAAUGACGUCCACCAAAGAAUUCAGCAAGUUGAAGAAACAUUUGGUACACGCGAUUGAACGUCUUGAUAGCUGCCGAGAAGCUGACAUAGUCGAGAACGAACAGUUGGAAGCUGCAGGCGAUCAUGCUUCUUCUUAA